AUGUCUGCUCCGUUCGCCAAGCUUCCCUCCUCGGCCAGCAUUUCUCCUACUCCCUUCACUGUCUCCAUCCCCGAUGAGCAGCUGAAUGACCUGAAAACCCUCAUCCGACUAUCCAAAAUCGCCCCUCCCACCUAUGAGAACCUGCAAUCAGAUGGCCGGUUUGGCGUCACUUCCGAAUGGCUGUCAUCCAUGCGGGAGAAAUGGGUCUCGGAAUUUGACUGGCGAACAUUUGAAGCUCGAAUGAACUCUUUCCCCCAGUUUACUACGGAGAUUGAGGGUCUCACAGUGCACUUUGCUGCCUUAUUUUCUCAGAGGGAGGAUGCUGUGCCCAUCGCAUUGCUCCAUGGUUGGCCCGGCAACUUCGUUGAAUUCUACCCAAUCCUCCAGCUAUUCAGCGAGGAGUACUCUCCUGAAACCUUACCUUUCCAUCUAAUUGUUCCAUCCCUUCCUGGGUACACCUUCUCGUCUGGUCCCCCACUGGACAGGGAUUUCGGCUUGGUUGACAUCGCCCGGGUCGUAGACCAGUUGAUGAAGGACCUCGGGUUCGGCAGUGGCUAUGUUAUCCAGGGAGGUGAUAUUGGUAGUUUUGUAGGGCGGGUUCUGGGCGUAAGCUUCGACGCCUGCAAAGCGGUUCAUUUGAACUUAUGCGCAAUGAGAGCUCCCCCUGAAGGCCUGUCAACGGAGAGCUUGACUGCGGCGGAGAAAGAAGGACUCGCGCGAAUGGAGAAAUUCAUGACCAAUGGCCUAGCUUAUGCCCUGGAGCACAGUACUCGGCCCAGUACGAUCGGCCAUGUGCUGUCCAGCAGUCCGAUCGCUUUACUCGCAUGGGUUGGUGAGAAAUACCUCCAAUGGGUGGAUGAGCCCCUCCCUUCUACGACAAUUCUUGAGAUGGUAAGCCUGUAUUGGCUCACUGAGAGUUUUCCACGGGCUAUUUAUUCCUACCGUGAGACUACCCCCACCGCCUCUGUGCCCAACGGAGCGACGAUGCUGCAGAACGAAUUAUAUAUUCACAAACCAUUCGGGUUCUCGUUCUUCCCUAAGGACCUUUGCCCCGUGCCUCGAAGCUGGAUUGCUACCACAGGAGAUCUAGUCUUCUUCCAGGAUCAUACAGAGGGAGGACACUUUGCCGCAUUGGAGCGUCCACGCGAGCUCAAGGCCGAUCUAACGGCGUUUGUCGAGCAGGUGUGGCAGAAGUAG
Aspergillus welwitschiae is the source of this 1197-nucleotide messenger RNA. Its product is annotated as epoxide hydrolase family protein. Gene Ontology annotation, molecular function: epoxide hydrolase activity. The record is from RefSeq and is a predicted model, not a curated record. The transcript has 8 exons. Lineage: Eukaryota; Fungi; Ascomycota; Eurotiomycetes; Eurotiales; Aspergillaceae. Gene Ontology annotation, biological process: epoxide metabolic process. The coding region runs from base 1 to 1197 and encodes 398 amino acids.